CCCAUCUUCCACUGCUUUUUGCACAUUUUAGUGACAUUUCUGUAAAAAAAUGAAUAUUUUUAGAAUUGUAGGGGAUGUUUCCCACUUACUAGCUAUGAUCAUUCUGCUGAUGAAAAUGUGGAAGACCAAGUCCUGUGCUGGAAUAUCGGGGAAAAGCCAGCUACUGUUUGCCCUUGUGUUUACCACACGUUACUUGGAUUUGUUUACUAUGUUCCUAUCAAUCUACAACACUGUCAUGAAGGUCAUCUUCCUUAUUUGUGCGUAUGUCACAGUAUACCUCAUCUACAUGAGGUUACGCAAGACGUAUGAUAGUGAAAAUGACACAUUUCGUUUGGAGUUUCUGCUAGUACCAGUUAUUGGGCUGUCAUUCCUAGAGAACUACAAGUUUACACCUCUGGAGAUCCUCUGGACUUUUUCCAUUUAUCUGGAAUCUGUGGCCAUUCUGCCACAGCUUUUCAUGAUCACCAAGACAGGGGAAGCAGAAACGAUUACUACUCACUACCUCUUCUUCCUUGGGCUCUAUCGCCUGCUCUAUUUGGCCAACUGGAUUUGGCGUUACUACACUGAGAAUUUCUAUGACCAAAUAGCUGUUGUGUCUGGAGUUGUGCAGACCAUCUUCUACUUCGACUUCUUCUACUGCUACGUAACUAAAGUUCUCCGAGGGAAGAAGAUGAGUCUCCCCAUGCCAGUGUAAAGGACCAGGACUUCAGACUUCAGCUGACAAAGGUUAUGCCCUCACCAACAAGCCAUGGACUUAAAGUAACAGAGGGCAGUUUCACUCCUAAUUAAGUGUGCUCUUUAACUCCUUCCACAAUGUGGCAAUAAUGGUACAUUUGUUUUUCUGUUCUUUCAU
This is a messenger RNA of Nanorana parkeri, 853 nucleotides long. RefSeq names its product KDEL endoplasmic reticulum protein retention receptor 3 (gene KDELR3). Bases 50 to 694 code for a protein of 214 amino acids. The record is from RefSeq and is a predicted model, not a curated record. Lineage: Eukaryota; Metazoa; Chordata; Amphibia; Anura; Dicroglossidae. Gene Ontology annotation, biological process: protein retention in ER lumen; endoplasmic reticulum to Golgi vesicle-mediated transport. Gene Ontology annotation, molecular function: ER lumen protein retrieval receptor activity. Gene Ontology annotation, cellular component: endoplasmic reticulum; cis-Golgi network; membrane. The transcript has 5 exons.